This is a messenger RNA of Dichotomopilus funicola, 699 nucleotides long. RefSeq lists its product as uncharacterized. Lineage: Eukaryota; Fungi; Ascomycota; Sordariomycetes; Sordariales; Chaetomiaceae. Bases 1 to 699 code for a protein of 232 amino acids. The transcript is spliced from 3 exons. The record is from RefSeq and is a predicted model, not a curated record.
AUGGGCGCUCAAGGACUGGUCGCCACCGGCGUCCCGCCGCAACCUCUCUGGCUUUUGUACAUCAAGAUUGCCAUCCUCGUUCUCUCACUCAUCGUCCUCGCUUUGGCGGCGUAUUCGCUGUCCCUCUUCCCCGUCGGCGCUGGUGGCUUCGACAUUUUCAUUGCCAUCUGGAGCUGGCUCAUCUACGGCACAGCGGGCGCGCUCGAGCUCUGGGCGCCGCAGUACUUCUUCCGCAUCGGCGCCCUCAUCGGCUACAUUCUCAGCAUCAUCUUCUGGCUGUCCGCCUGGGCGUGGUCGGCGAGCUCGGCGGCCGUCUGGAUGGCGUACGGCACGGGCUCGAUCUACUCGUAUUACAGCAAUGUUGGCGGCGCGCUUGCGGGCGCGGCGGCGUUGGGUGCUGUUGCUUGGAUCCUCAACAUCGUCCACCUCUUCUUCUUCAUCCGCGCCUCAGUCUCCGACGACGCCGGCUCCGGCUCCGGCCAGGCCGAGCUCGGCCAGAUCAAGCCUGAGGGUGGCCCCGUCCCCCAACAGCAGCAACAGUUCCAGCAGGUGCCUCCCCAGCAGCAGUAUCAGCAACCCCAGCAGCCGUACCCGGACCAGCAGUACCAGCAGCCGCAGCCGGGGUACCCAGUUGAGCAGCAGCAGUAUCAGCAGCAGCCGUAUCAGCAGCAGCCGGUGCAGCAGUAUCCUCCUCAGUAA